AUGAAUGAACAGGAUAAUAAAUUUUAUGUAAUUGUCAAGCUUUUAACUGUUAAACCAACUCGUUCCACAUCGUUUUCAGCUCGCAGGAAAUUGGUGACAACAACGGUGAACAAUCAGGUUAUCAGGGAAUUCGGAUUCGUAGUGCAAUAUGACGUAGGCGGUUGCGUAAAUAAUCGCGAAGCUUCUGAGGCAGUUCCCAUAGUUCUUCAGCAAACACCACAGCACGAGAAUGAAUUCACACGCAAAGGUAAACAUUAUGAAUUUGUUCUCAUUGAUUUCGAUUUUCCACAAAUGAUUAUCGAUGUCGUUUAG
This is a messenger RNA of Necator americanus (New World hookworm), 312 nucleotides long. RefSeq lists its product as uncharacterized. The coding region runs from base 1 to 312 and encodes 103 amino acids. The record is from RefSeq and is a predicted model, not a curated record. NCBI's taxonomy places the organism in Eukaryota, Metazoa, Nematoda, Chromadorea, Rhabditida, Ancylostomatidae. The transcript is spliced from 2 exons.